This is a messenger RNA of Ectocarpus siliculosus, 534 nucleotides long. Lineage: Eukaryota; Phaeophyceae; Ectocarpales; Ectocarpaceae. The record is from the annotation of a GenBank genome assembly.
AUGUUUUUUGCUGGACGGGGGCGGGCAUCGCUGGACCGAAGCGUGAGGUUAUGGGACGCUCGGAACGUUGGCGCCGGCACGGGGUCGAGCGGCAUCGGCGGCAUGCAGCACGUGGCCGAGCUACCGCACUUCCGCAGCGUCAACAGCGCGCACUUCAGCCCCACGGGGGAGUGGAUGGCCACGGUGUGUCAGGACGACAAGAUCAGGCUGUACCAAGACCUCGGCAGCGCAAGCGGAAAGCAGGUGUCGGCCUCCCAAGUUCUACCGCACAACAACCAAACCGGCCGCUGGCUCACCAAAUUCCAGGCAUCGUGGGACCCCAAAUCGAAGGGACUGUUCGCCAUCGGCAGCAUGCAGAAGUACCCUCACGGGAUCCAUCUGUACAGCGUCAACGGAGGCGCCAAAAAGCCUUCCGCCGUGGAGGUCACGGGGGGAGACGUCAUGGGUUCCAUCCAGAGCGUCGUUGCUUUCCACCCAUCCAGGGACGUCUUGGCCGGAGUGAACUCUAGCGGGCGGGCACACAUUUUCAUGUGA